CGCUCGGCCUCACGCUCUCCCUCCGCCACCUCCCUCCCCAGAGAUGGUGGCCAGUCCUCCCUCCCGUUCCUGUUCUAUACUCCCUUCUCUUCCUCCCCGACCUCCCCUCUCCUUCCCCCUCUGUUCGGCCCACACCUCGUGCCCGCUGUGAGGAGCGGCGGCAGGGCAAGGCGCGGUGGCUGCAUCCAUCGGGGGGCCGGUGCGAGGAGUUCCGGCUCUGGCCAAGUAGGGAGGCCCCCUUGUUUGGUUGGAAGAACCAUUGGAUACAUGGGCAGGCCUCGAGGAAAGAGCAAGAAAGCGAUCGAAGCCGCGAGCAACGACGACGAAGACGGCAGCGGCGGCGAGGAGGAGGUGCCGCCCACCCCCAAGAGGAGGGGGAGAAGGCCUCAGAAGCCUCUCAACGACGACGCCGACGACAAGGACGGCGCCGAGGCCGAGGAGGAGGAGGAUGCAGGAGACGGCGCAAAACCCGUGGUGCGGCCAAGCAUCAAGGACUCGAAGAGCUCGUCCGAGGGCGGAGGCAAGAAGCGGCGGCGGCGGCGGCUGCUGAAGCGCGGCCCCGACGAGCUGGUGCAAGAAGAGGACGAGGAGGGCCGUGUGAAGUCCAAGUCCAAUGGGUUCCGGUCAAACGGAAGCCGGCGGAAGAGCACUCCCCGGCGAGCCGCCGAGGCCGGGGUGGAGUGCAUGUGAAGUGAGCAUCUGCCGGAUAAGCUAGAGCGAGCUACUUGCGUUUUUACCUUUUUUUUUUUGCAUUUUCACUGAAGCUUUUAUCCAUUUCUGUUACAUAGAUCAAACAUGCAUCUUUGAAGCGUGUGGUAGUUCCAUUUCAUUUCUUAGGAGCACGAUCAUGUUCGUGCCAUUAUGUGCUGGUCGGUGGAUGACAAGCUACUAAGCUAGCUAGUUAUACGCUUAUAGCAUCAAGGUAGUAGUAGUGACUGCUGGUGGUUUGCGUUAAAAGGUUAAGAAAUCAUUCCCGGUGAACAAUUUAAUAUUUA
Messenger RNA from Panicum virgatum (switchgrass), 995 nucleotides. RefSeq names its product DNA polymerase delta subunit 3-like. Lineage: Eukaryota; Viridiplantae; Streptophyta; Magnoliopsida; Poales; Poaceae. The record is from RefSeq and is a predicted model, not a curated record. The transcript is spliced from 3 exons. Bases 268 to 690 code for a protein of 140 amino acids.